This is a messenger RNA of Kuraishia capsulata CBS 1993, 492 nucleotides long. RefSeq lists its product as uncharacterized. Gene Ontology annotation, molecular function: ubiquinone binding; heme binding. Lineage: Eukaryota; Fungi; Ascomycota; Pichiomycetes; Pichiales; Pichiaceae. The record is from RefSeq and is a predicted model, not a curated record. Gene Ontology annotation, cellular component: membrane; mitochondrial envelope. Gene Ontology annotation, biological process: tricarboxylic acid cycle; mitochondrial electron transport, succinate to ubiquinone. The coding region runs from base 1 to 492 and encodes 163 amino acids. The transcript has a single exon.
AUGUUGGCCAGAACACAACUAUCCAGCUCAGGGCUCAAGAUGAUGAAAUCUCAGUUUACCAGGCCCAUGGCCGUUUCCUCGCUGAGAAGAUGUAUAACGACUUUGCCUCAACCCGCUGGAGGAGUUAUUGGAACUGUUAACGACGCCUACAUCGCUCCCCCUGCUUCCAAAACUCAUGGUUCUCUUCACUGGACCACUGAAAGACUCGUUUCUGUGGGGUUGGUUCCAUUGACCUUUGUUCCAUUGGUUACCGGGGUCGAGUACGGUAUUGCUGACUCCAUUCUUGCAGCGUUGCUUCUCGUCCACAGCCACAUCGGUUUCGGCGCAUGUAUUGCCGAUUAUAUCCCAGCCAGAACCUACGGAAGCCUUCACAACUAUGCAAUGUAUCUUCUUUCGUUUGGAGGACUCGUGUCUGCGUACGGUAUCUACGAGAUCGAGUCCAGGGAGAAGGAAGGUUUGAUUGGUAUUAUCAAGAAGUUAUGGACUGCUUAG